AUGGCAACAAACUAUCACAAUUAUCCCCAAGGAACACCUGUCAUUUCACAGCCACAGCAAGCAGGCAUUCAGCCAAUUUAUAUUAUGCAAAAUCAGAACACAGAUGUUCAACAUGGUUGCCAUUGUAUACUUUGGUUAUUAACUGGUGGGCUAUGGACACCGUGUUGGUUAGCAGCUUGCUGCGGAUGCUGUUGCCAACGGCCGUGUUAG
Molecule: messenger RNA, 210 nt
Organism: Rotaria socialis
Lineage: Eukaryota; Metazoa; Rotifera; Eurotatoria; Philodinida; Philodinidae
Source: the annotation of a GenBank genome assembly